AUGGGUGCUCAGCUCUCUUUAUUAGUUCAAACAUCUCCUUCUAUUGCCAUAUUUUCUUAUAUCGAUGUAUUAGAAGAUAUUCAUUACAUUAAUCAAUUAAACUCUUCAAGAUUUUUAAAAACAUGUAAAGCAAUUGAUGCUAAUGGUGAAAUUAUAAUUAAAGUCUUUAUUAAGCCUACAGACAAUUAUUCUUUACAAUUAAUUAAAAAUGCAUUAACUGAAGAAGCUCGGUUAUUAGCUCCUCUCCCUAAUGUUUUAAAUUAUUCUAACAUUAUUGAAACAAACCGAGCUGGUUAUCUAAUAAGACAAUGCGUAAAGAAUAAUCUCUAUGACCGAGUUAGUUCUAGACCAUACCUUCAAGGAAUUGAGCUAAAAUUUAUUACUUUCCAACUUUUAAAAAUAUUACAAAACAUUCAUGAAUUAGGGAUAAUACAUGGUGAUAUUAAAACAGAAAAUAUCUUAACUACUAGUUGGAAUUGGUUAUUACUUACAGACUUCUCUGCAUCUUUAAAGCCAGUAUAUAUCCCUGAGGACAACCCAGGGGAAUUUUCAUUUUAUUUUGAUACUUCGAAAAGGAGAACUUGUUAUAUAGCUCCUGAACGUUUUGAUACAAAAUUAUACGAUCCAAAAAAUUCACUAAAACAUCAACUUAAACCAGAAAUGGAUGUAUUCAGUGCUGGUUGUUGUAUUGCAGAAUUGUACAAUGAGGGCACACCUAUUUUUAAUCUUUCUGAAUUAUUCAAAUAUAAAAAUAACGAAUAUGACAUUCGUGAAUUUUUAAAAACUCAAAUUGAAGAUGAAGAGUUAAUAAACUUAAUAAUGGAUAUGAUAGAUAUUAACCCUUCAAAAAGACUGAAAAUUGGUGAACUAUUAGAAAAAUAUAGAGGAGUAUUCUUUCCUGAUUAUUUUUAUACAUUCACUUAUGAUUAUUUUAGAACACUUGCAAUGAUUUCUACUAGUACUCCGAGAACAGGUGAUAUUUGUUCAAAUUCAGGGGUUAAAGAUCAAGUAAAUGUAAUGGAUAUAUGCUGUGAAAAUAUAUACUUCAAUUUUCAAAAAAUAUGUGUAUCAUUUGGUUAUGAACUACAAGCUGAAGUUGAACACGGAAUACCAAAAAUUAAUUUCGAAAGAUAUUUAAUAGCCUCUUUAAAAAUAUCCAAUUUACCCCCAAUACCUUUAAUAAAAUUUAACCAGUUAUCAGAUGUAGUAAAAGAGGAAUGCGCUCUUUUGCUAAUCUCAUUUUUAUGUCAUUGUCUUCGAAAUGUAGUAUCAUUGUCUGUUAAAACGAAAUGUAUAGAACUUCUCAUUGUUUUCUCUCAAUUUGUUUCAGAUGAUAAUAAGAUAAAUAGAGUAGUUCCAUUCCUUGUUGCCUGUUUCUCAGAUGAUAAUAUCAAUAUUCAAACUCUCUCAAUAAAUGGAUUAUCACAAGUUUUAUCUGUAGUUGAACAUGUUAGCUUAAUUAAUGAAAACAUAUUUAUGGAUUAUAUUUUUCCAAGAUUAAAGAAAUUGCUCAUGGUGAGUAAGAAACACACAUACGUUAGAGCAGUGAUUGCUAAUUGUUUGGGUGAUUUGGUUACAACCUCGAAUAGGUUCCAAGAAUUAUUGUUUUUUAAUUAUUCUUCAAAUCUGGAGGAUAAUAAGCAAAAAAGAGGUAUGGAAAACAUUGAAAUUACGAACAACUACUCUCGGAAACUAACAAAACAGGUAGAAGAACUUUGUGUUGCGUUAUUAACUGAUAAUAAAAAAUCUGUAAGAUUCUCUUUGCUAUGCAAUAUUUUGCCUCUGUGUAAAUUUUUUGGCCGUGAAAAGACUAAUGAUGUUAUAUUAAGCCACUUAAUUACUUAUUUGAACGAUCGUGAUCCAGCACUACGAAUUAAACUGAUUCAAACGAUAUCUGGGAUAGCAGUUUUGCUGGGUCCAAUUACUCUAGAACAAUAUAUCUUACCAUUAUUGAUACAAACAAUCUACGAUACAGAAGAGUUAGUUGUUGUCUCAGUUUUGCGUAGCAUUCGAGAUUUAAUUGACAUUGGUUUAAUUGGCAAAAAAUAUUAUUUUGAUUUAUGUUCUACAAUCUCAACAUUAUUACUACACCCAAAUACAUGGAUAAGACAACUUUCUUUACUAGUUAUAGUUAAAAUUGCGGAAAAAUUAUCAAAUGCAGAAGCAUAUUGCAUUUUGUAUCCAAUUAUUAGAUUGUUUUUUGAAUUUGAUAUUGAAUUUACGAAAGACUUACUGCUUUCAAGUUGCAAGCAACCUGUUUCAAGAUCUGUCUAUCGUCUACUAUGUAGUUGGUCACUGCGGGCAACUAAAAGUUUAUUUUGGCAACAAAUACCUAAUAAACAUGUCGAUGCAUUUGGUAGUAAUAUAAUUUCUUUUACAACGAAAGAUUAUUCAAUUAAAAAUUAUGGUUUUAAAAAUUCAACAAAAGCUUCUAAUGCAGUUAUUAUAUCAUUCGAUAAUCAAGAAAUUCCAUUAACUGCAGAAGAUAGAAAUUGGAUAGAUAGAUUUAAGGCUAUAGGAUUCCCCAAAGAGGAGCUUUGGAAAUUAGCUAUACUAAGAGGUUACGUUCUAAGAACUGUUAAAAGAGAAAGCAAUGCUUUAAAAAGUAUGGAUGAACUUGAGACUAAAAAUAUAAUUUCGACAACUUCACUUCCAAAUAUCAGACCAUAUAAUAUAUUUUUUGAUGUGGAGUACUUAGACAAUAAACCAGACAAUAUGAACAUGUCGAGAAAUUUAGAACUACCAAAUGGAUAUUCAACAUUGUUAUCAACAACAUCAAAUCAAUCAGCAGUUCGAGAUUUAAAUGGUUCGUUAGUAUUUAAGGCUAAAACUACACCAACAUUAACUUCUAAUCUCGAAAACGUAUACGUUCAAUUGGAACCUUCCUUUGAUCAUAAUGCGCUAUAUCAUGAAAUACCAGAAACUACGGAACCUAGUGCAAGAUUUUCGAUAAGAAACAGUUACGAAGGGGAUAUUCAUACUAUUAAAACAUAUUUAGAAAAUUUCCACAUAUCCUAUUCUUUAAAAGAUUAUAAAGAAUUUGGCCCACAUAUUAGUUCACAUAAUAACAGAAAUAUCUUAGGUAAACUAAAUGGUCGACUAAUGUCAAAUUUAAUUGAAAAUGAAAAUGAUUCAAUUUCAUCUAUCUUAGUAUCCAAUGGCACUGUACCGUAUUUAAUAAGUGGAUCUAGUGAGGGCUUAAUUAGAUUAUGGGAUAUUAAAGAUAUUGUUAUGGGCGAAAAAUUUUCCUCCAGUUUAAUGUUAGACUGCAGUUCACCAAUAACUGAUUUAGCAUUUAUACCAGGUCAUGAUUGUUUUGCAAUGUCUACUAAAGAUGGGUCUAUCAUUAUUAUGAGGGUAUUUUUCCAAAUAAAUGAAAAUAAGUGUCAUUUCCAAACGUUUAAGAUCAUUCGAAAACUAAGUUUAAAUACAGAAACUAAAGAAAUUGCUUUACAGAUCAAGAUAUUUGUUUCAGACGAGAGCCCCCUACUUUUUGUUAUAACAAACCUUUCAAGAAUUUUAGUGAUAAAUAUUUUAACUAUGGAAAUCAUCGAUACAAUUGAAGCACCUGGUAUUCAUGGUGCAAUUUGUUCAUUUACAGUUACAGAUGAUCAAUCCACAUUAAUUUUCGGUACCUCUAAGGGAAUUGUAAUAGUAUGGGAUCUAAGGUUCCAUAUUCUUAUUAAUUCUUUUACUUUUGGAAACAAUGCACCAAUUUCAAAAUUAGAAAUAUUCAAGCAUGCAGGGAAACAUGCUGUAUUAAUUGUAGGGGGUUAUUCAGAAUCAUUUUUUUCCAUUUGGGAUUUUUCAAAACUUCAAUGUCAAAUAGCCGUAAUCGAUUCAGAUGAGCAACCAUCGAUUGAAUUAUUUGUUGCCAAAGAUAAAGGUAUUAAUAAACUUCCCUUAAACACCAAAUUACCACUAAGCAAAGUUACCACUUUAUAUAUAGAAGAAAAUAGAAUUGCAUUUGCUGUUAGGCCAGGAAAUAAUAUUCUACUUUUUGAUGUGGAUAAUAUCUCAGCUUCCAAAGACCUUUCUAACAGAACAUAUCAAACAAGAUACAAAUUUUUGCCUUACAAAGCUACAGCUAACUUAACCUUUGUAUUACAUACUUCGAAAGGUGUUCACCAUAGCAGUUCAAUGGAUGACUCUUGUCAUUAUGACACAAUAAACUCUAUAGUUCUAUGCAAGACUGAUGGAUCUAAUAUUUUGAUAUCUGCUGACAAUGCAGGUAUUAUCAACUUUCUGUCCUAA
Henningerozyma blattae CBS 6284 is the source of this 4254-nucleotide messenger RNA. It is a transcript of the gene VPS15, whose product is annotated as ubiquitin-binding serine/threonine protein kinase VPS15. Lineage: Eukaryota; Fungi; Ascomycota; Saccharomycetes; Saccharomycetales; Saccharomycetaceae. Gene Ontology annotation, cellular component: phosphatidylinositol 3-kinase complex, class III, type I; late endosome; phosphatidylinositol 3-kinase complex, class III, type II. The transcript has a single exon. The record is from RefSeq and is a predicted model, not a curated record. Bases 1 to 4254 code for a protein of 1417 amino acids. Gene Ontology annotation, biological process: autophagy of peroxisome; protein phosphorylation; macroautophagy. Gene Ontology annotation, molecular function: ATP binding; protein binding; protein serine/threonine kinase activity.